AAAACGGGCUGAAUAGAGAGCGGGAGCAACCGAGGAGGGGGUCACAGCGGAGCGGCCGAAAUUAAAUAAAUAUUUCAGACUAUCUCUGACAACAAGUUUCGAUUAAAAAACAGUUCCACUAAAACUAUGGCUGAUUCAGCGGCCAAAAAUCAGAAUAUUUCGCUCCUUGAAUCGGAGCUAUAUUUCCUCAUUUCUCGUUAUUUAACGACUGGUCCCUGUCGGAAAGCGGCUGAGGUCCUGGCGAGGGAACUGGAGGAAUAUCAGCUUCUGCCCAAGCGACUGGACUGGGAAGGAAAUGAACAUCCCAGAUCAUACGAAGAUUUGGUGGCUGCUAACAGUCAUCUUGCGCCAGACCACCUGCUGCAGAUCUGCAAACACAUUGGUCCAAUAUUGGACAAAGAAUUGCCGACCAGGGUUCCCGGGGUGCGUUCUCUGUUGGGGACAGGAAGACACUGUCUGCUCCGCACUGUUAAAGACUGCCGUCAGGUUCAUCGGAAAGGUUCCUCCUUUGCGGCCCUUCACAGGGGAAGACCACCAGAGCUGCCUUUGAGCUGUAGGGAACAGCCAAACCUAGUGGAGGUAUACCGUGGACGGGAGUUGACCGGCGUUCAGCGGUUCGGUUGCAUGAACCCUGUGAGCAACUAUGAGCACACAAAGAUGCAUAAAAGGAUUCUGGGCCACUUGUCUGCUGUGUAUUGCAUCGCAUUUGACCGAACUGGUCUCAGGAUUUUUACAGGGUCUGAUGAUUGCCUUGUGAAAAUUUGGUCCUCCUUUGAUGGGAGGCUUCAUUCAACCCUCCGGGGACACUCAGCGGAGAUCUCAGAUAUGGCUGUCAAUUUUGAGAACACGCUGAUAGCAGCUGGGAGUUGCGACAGAACGAUCCGGGUGUGGUGCCUCCGUACUUGUGCACCUGUAGCUGUGCUGCAGGGCCACUCUGGCUCCAUCACCUCCCUUCAGUUCUCUCCAUUUGCUAAGGGCUCAAAGAGGUACAUGGUGUCCACUGGGACAGAUGCAACAGUGUGCUUCUGGCAGUGGGAUGCUAACAGCAUUAACUUCAAUUUCAGUGAUCGGCCCCUCAAGUUUACAGAAAGACCUAGGCCAGGUGUUCAGAUGGUCUGUUCUUCUUUCAGUGCAGGUGGCAUGUUCCUAGCAACAGGAAGCACUGACCAUGUUAUCAGGAUAUACUGCCUAGGCUCUGGGAAUCCAGAAAAAAUGGCAGAGCUUGCUGCACACACGGACAAGGUUGACAGUAUCCAGUUCUGCCACUCUGGGGAAAGGUUUGUGAGCGGCAGCUGUGAUGGCACGGCGCGAAUAUGGCAGCUGAAGGAGAAUCAGCAGUGGAGAAGCUGUCUGUUGGACAUGUCAGCCACUCUUGCAGGCAGGUCGGACCUCUCGACGGAUGAGGAGAGCUUCUUCAAGUUGAAGGUGACUAUGGUAUCCUGGGAUCGGCACGAUAACACAGUCAUCACAGCUGUGAACAACCACCUGCUCAAAGUAUGGAACUCAUACACAGGGCAGUUGCUCCACAUUUUGAAAGGCCACGAGGCAGAAGUGUUUGUCUUGGAGCCCCACCCCUCGGACCCAAGGAUCAUGCUGUCUGCAGGCCACGAUGGAAACGUUUUCAUUUGGGACAUCACAAAGGGCAGCAAGACACAGCACUAUUUCAAUAUGAUUGAAGGUCAGGGCCAUGGGGCAGUUUUUGACUGCAAGUUCUCCCCAGAUGGCCAGCGCUUUGCUUGCACAGACUCUCAUGGCCAUCUGGUCAUACUUGGAUUUGGGAGCUCCAAGCCAUAUGAAAAGCUUCCAGAUCAGGUGUUCUUCCACACGGACUAUCGGCCCCUCAUUCGAGACGCCAACGGCUUCGUCCUGGAUGAGCAGACACAGCAAGCUCCCCACCUUAUGCCCCCUCCAUUCCUGGUAGAUGUUGACGGGAAUCCCCAUCCACCCGGGUUCCAGAGACUAGUCCCAGGAAGAGAGAACUUUGCAGAUGAGCAUUUGGUGCCACAGCUGGGUUAUGUGGCCACAGGUGAUGGGGAGGUGGUGGAGCAAGUGAUCAGCCAGCAAACUACCGAUCAGGAGGAGGGCGCAGGCCAGCACAGCAUUCUAGACAAUGUCAUCAGGCAGCUGCAGGAACAGCAGGACCGGCAGAGCCAGCCGGAAGCAUCAGGCCCAGCUGCUGUGCCGGGAACCCCACGCAGAGCAUCUACUAGUGCAGCUGCGGAGGUGCAGUCAUCCCCAAGUGUGGGCCUCCGGCGGAGCGGACAGGUGGAGGGCGUGCGGCAGAUGCACCAGAAUGCACCACGCAGCCAGAUUGCCACUGAACGUGAUCUACAGGCGUGGAGGCGCAGGGUGGUGGUACCUGAAUUACCUCCUAGUGCCUACAGGUCACAGGAAGAGUUCAGAACAGCAAAGGGGGAGGAGGAGAUGUCUCUUUACAACACCAGGAAACGAAGACUGACACAUGGGAGCUGCAGGGAUGAUUCUGAUGAUGAAAUUCCUUGUGGAAGACGAACACAGUCCCACAAACAGAGACAGAGAAGCUUCCGCACCCGUAACGGCCUCACAGAGGAGUUAAUCGAGUUCUCCUGCGAGGAGGGAGAAGAGACUGCCACCUCAGAGGACAAUGAAAUGGAAGACAGUGAGAUGGACUCUUCAAAUGAGGAAGAGGAGUGGAGAAGUGACAGUUCGUGCAACUCUUCCAGUGAGUACUCCGACUGGACACCAGAUGCUGGUUCCAACCUUCAGCCACCCACACCCCUCUCGUCCAAGAGGCGUGCACGACGUCGUAUCAGCAGCUCAGAGGAAGAAGAUGAUGAUGAAGUAGAGCAGCCUCAGGAUGAAGAGGAGCGACCUCCCCAACCCCUGAAGCCAAAGAAGUCCAAGGGAAAGGUCCCAAGGCGCCAAAGUAGCAGACCAUCUGUUAACAGGGAAAUCUCCAAUGAGUAUCGACCCUCUGCCUGGAUCACAGAUGUUAUUCCAAGGAAGUCUCCCUUUGUCCCGCAAAUGGGAGAUGAGGUGAUCUAUUUUCGGCAGGGCCAUGAGGCUUAUGUGGAGGCAGUGAAGAAAAAUAACGUGUACUCUAUAAAUCUGGAAAAGCAGCCCUGGAGAAGGAUGGACUUGAGGGACCAAGAAUUUGUUAAAAUUACUGGGAUCAAGUAUGAAGUUUGUCCACCCACACUGUGCUGCCUGAAGCUAUCUCUGAUUGACCAUGGCACAGGCAAACUCACUGACAAGUCAUUCUCUGUCAAGUACCACGAUAUGCCAGAUGUGAUCGAUUUUCUAGUGCUGAAACAGAGCUACGAUGAGGCCCGACAGCGAGUGUGGCAGCCAAAUGACCGAUUUCGUUCAGUAAUUGACGAUGCCUGGUGGUUUGGGAUCAUCAUCUGUCAGGAGCCUUACCAGCCUGAGUACCCUGACAGCCAUUUCCAGUGCUUCAAAGUCAAAUGGGAUAAUGGAGAAACCGAAAAACUUAGCCCCUGGGACAUAGAACCUAUUCCGGAGAAUGCCCAGCAUCCAGAAUCAGAAGGAGGAGGUGUCCCUGUGACACCCGAUGAGAUGACUGACAUCAUGUACAAACCGCUGGAAGGGGAGUGGGGAGCAAGGAGUCGAGAUGAAGAGUGUGAGCGCAUCAUCUCGGCCAUCGACCAGCUCAUGCAGAUAGACAUAGCUGCUCCUUUUGUUGGACCUGUGGACAUCGUCCAGUAUCCAACGUACUGUACCGUGAUUGCCUAUCCAACAGACCUUGGCACCAUCAGGAUGAGGCUAAUCAACAGGUUCUACAGACGAAUAUCAGCCUUAGUCUGGGAUGUUAGAUACAUUGCACACAAUGCAAGAACCUUCAACGAAUCCAGGAGCAAAAUCGCCCACUUUGCAAAAGUACUCACUGACGUUCUCCUGAAGUUCAUCAACAGCAAACCUGACUGCACUGAUAUAAUGGAGAUUUACAAUGCUGUAGAUGACAUGGAUUACAGUGAUGAUGAGGACCUGGAUGAUGCUGAUGCCCCGUGUACCUCCUCUGGGUCCAGACAUCUGCAGCACACUGUGGAGGUUGUCCAUGAUAAAGAUGCAUGGAAGGACCACUGCAAGCGUUUGCUAGAUUAUAUCUUUGAGUGUGAGGAUUCUGAGCCUUUCCGGGAGCCUGUUGACCUUUCUUCUUAUCCAGACUACAACAACAUUAUUGACACGCCAAUGGAUUUUAGUACUGUGAGGAGAAAUUUGGAUGAAGACCGAUAUGAGAACCCAACAGAGUUUUGCAAAGAUAUUAGGCUGAUCUUUGCCAAUGCGAAAGCCUUCACUCCAAACAAGCGUUCCAAGAUCUAUAGUAUGACUUUGCGGCUGUCUGCCUUCUUUGAAGAGCGAAUCAGAGCCAUCAUUUCAGACUACAAGACAGCUGUGAAAAGCAGUGAGAAGUUGAGACGCAGCCAGAGGUUCCGGAAGAAGGUGCAGCACCAGGAACUUCCUCUCAGCUCUAGUACCGAAACUCCCAGUCAACGGAAGGUGCUUGUAACAACUCAGGAAAAACUGGAAGUGUCAUCCAAGUCAAAAUCUACCUCCUACAAGAAGAAGCUCACCAAAGCUGCAUCUGAGACCUCAGGAAGUAACACAGAGUCAACAUCUGAUUCUGAAAGUGAGAGGUCAUUGUCUUCAAUUGACUUGGGGACAGAUGAUAACAGACGGCGAUCUGCCACUCGCAGUUAUCGUGCAAGAGAGGGCAGGGGAGGUGGACGGGUGACAAGAACUAGGGGCACAAAAGAGAGGAGGAGGCAGGUCUCUGACAGUGGAGGUGUAACGGAGGGGUCCAAUAAGGGUGAAGAAAGUGAGGACAGCACACAGCCCUCCACUUCCUCUUCGCGCCCCUAUCAGAGCAGGAGCACAAGAGUAACCAGAAACAGUGCUGCUGCUGUCAGGAAGAAACAUGAGACUCAAGCUCCAAUGAAUGGCCACAGUAGAGUGUUGCGCCAUGAAAGAAGGCAUGCUCCUAGCUCCGAAGAGGAACGCUCUGAAUCUGAUGCUUCCAAACCAGAGGAUGAGGAGGAAGAGAGCGUUGGACGCAGGCCUUCAACCAGGAAAACUGCUGUAGCUGCUGUUAGCAAGAUGAAGCUAAUGGGGGCCUCAGAGGAAGACGAGGGCUCUCCGUUUGAAGAGGAAAGCCGCAGAAAGGAUAAUGGGCGCCAGGCUGUUCGGACGGGCAAACGUGCAGCUGUUAUCCACAGCAGUUCAGAUUCAGAGGGGCUGUCAUCUGCACAAGGUUCUGAAAUUCACAAGCAUUCAAGUGAAUCAGGGGAUAGUUCUUCUCACUGUCAAAGUGGAGAUACUGCAGCAUCCAGUAAUCGUAGAACCACCAGGCAAACAGCCUUGAAAGGGAAAAAUGAGAGUGGAUCCCGUGUGAAUGGGAACUGCAAGAAAUACAAAAAAUGGAGAGAUGACUACUCUGAAAAGGGAGAAAGUUCCUCUACAGACACUGAUGGCAAAAAAGCAGCAACCAGCCGUCGGACGUCAACCAGGAAGACUGCAGCCGCAGCUCUCACUAAAAUGCAUAUGGCGAGUCGCGAGGAUGAUGAUGAUGAUGAUGAUGAUGAUGAGAUGGAGGAUUGCCUCCCAAACAGGACGAAACCUAACAAAAGCUCUGAUGAUGAAGAGUGCGAAGGCCGAAGUUCUCCAAAGCAUCCUUAUCAAAAUGGGAAGAAGAUGGAAAAGACCGAACCUAAGACCUGUGGCCCUCACAAUAAGUAUUCAGGGAAAAAGAAAAAGUCAGCGUUAAAUGAAGGAAAGCAGUCUUCCCCAGAUCCAGACAUUCGGGGUAAGCCACAUGGAAACUUCUCUACUUCAAAGUCUGGUGAACUUGAUAUUCCAAAGAGGCUAAGGGUGAGAAGAAAAGAGUUGGAGUCUGAGGAAGAAGAGCUGAAAGAGAGAAAUGCUGGCAGACCAGAUGAUGAAACUAGCAAUUCUAAUAGAAGACGACAGCUGCAAAAGAACAGGAAUGGACCUAAAAUGCAUGGCAGCCAUUCUUCAGAAGCAAGGCCACAAAAAAAAUCUCAUGUUAUAGUGGAUGAUUCUGAAGGUGGAGGGGAGGAGGGCAUCCCCCCAAAAAUCAAAACCAUAAGAAAAAAGCAGUUUGCAUCUUCUAAUGACUCAUCAGAAGGAAAGAGUGAAGAGUCAGAGAGUGACAAGAACACAAUCUCCAACAGAAGGCCUUGUCUUCGGCCUUUGGUAAAAAAGAAGUAUGUCAGCGAUGACUCAGAAGACAACUCAAACUCCAGUAGCCAAAGUCGGUCAACCAGCAAAACCAACACUGCUACAACAAAAAGAUUCCUUCGUGAACGGGGUAAAGCUCAAAAUGGCAAUUCAAAAAAUGGCUCCUGCAAAAGGAAAUACCUUUGUACAUCGGGAUCUGAGGAUGAAUCUCAAGGUUUAAAGCAGGGCACAUCAGACAUGGAAGAAGGCGGCGGGGAUAACCUGAAAAGAACUCGGGCUAAACGAAGCAGGACCAGACCACAGACUGAGUCUGAAACAGAGGAUGAGCAGAGGAGGGGCAACUUGUCGAUUUGCAGUGGGCCAAACAAAUCGACUGAGGGUGACAUUGGGUCUUCAGGUGGACUGAGGUCAGUGUUCAACUCCCGACGCCGGGGUGGUUACAGCAGCAGUAGUGCCUCUGACUAUGAUGUGGACGAGGAAUCAUCCCCCUCCAAGUCACAGUCUCCCAGCUCAGGGUCUGAGAGCAGCCCAAAGCGAAGAAAUGGUAGAAUGCAAAGGGUUGUAAAAGCCAGAAAAAAGAGGCGAAAGAUGUCAGAGGCAGAGAGCAAUGACAAAUAUGGGAAGCUGCGGAGAUGCACGACGAUCAGGACACGAAACUGUGGCAGACGGACUGUGACAUAUCAUGACAGCGAAUGAAGGACCGCUGCAUGACCGGUUAGGCUGAAUAGUCUCAAACGCUAAGAGCAGACCUUAAAGACACUUAUUGUCACUGAUUGUCACAAAAAACGGUAGUAGCACUGGAACCUUUAAAGCAAAAAAUGCUGUGAAUCUUGUUUCAUUCAGGGAUAUUUAUAUUUUCUGUGAAAACAUAAAUUGUAUUGAAAGAAGCGUUUACCGCUGGCUUGACAUGGGGUUUGAACAGAAGUCAAGCUAUCUCACAUGCUUGGGGCAAAUCAUUAAUUGAUUUCAGGGUUAAUUUAGCAAAUGGUAACCUGCUUUUUUUUUUUUUUUUUUUUUUUUUUUUU
Messenger RNA from Scleropages formosus (Asian bonytongue), 7220 nucleotides. It is a transcript of the gene brwd1, whose product is annotated as bromodomain and WD repeat domain containing 1. The transcript has 43 exons. Gene Ontology annotation, molecular function: protein binding. The record is from RefSeq and is a predicted model, not a curated record. Gene Ontology annotation, biological process: regulation of transcription by RNA polymerase II; regulation of cell shape; cytoskeleton organization. NCBI's taxonomy places the organism in Eukaryota, Metazoa, Chordata, Actinopteri, Osteoglossiformes, Osteoglossidae. The coding region runs from base 127 to 6891 and encodes 2254 amino acids. Gene Ontology annotation, cellular component: nucleus.